CGGGCGGGCCCUGGCAACUCGGGAGCCUCCAGAAACGCUGCCUUUGCGGCGUGCCUGUGUGGUGCUGCCGCCGCCGCGGCUGCUGCUCUGCCUCCCUCCGCCAGCGCGCGCCUGGAGCGGCGAGCGGAGCGCGAGGAGGCGGCGCUGUGCAUGCUGGGCUCGGAGCGCGGCGGCGGCGGCGGGGCUUUGCCCUAGGAAGCGAGGCAGGAAGGACUUGAACUAGCGUGCAGCCGCCUCCGCCAGCCCUGCCUCCGCGAGACCCCGAAGGGGCUGCGCGCCCGGCGCCUCGGCCGGAUCGGAGCCGGGGCCAGGAGCGGCAGAGGCAAAGUCCCGAAGGCAGAGGCGGGACGGGGCUGCGAGGGAGGCGGAACCGGGGGAGGGCGGUCGACCCUGGGAGCCGCGCUCUCUCUCUCUCUCUCGCCGCCCCCCCCCGUCCCCGGUGGCUGAUCGCCGCUUGGCAGGAGGAAGCCCCCCCUGGCUGCGGAUCUGACUGAAGGGGGGCCGGGCGGGGAGGGAGGGAGGGAGGAAAGGGGUGGGAAUCCCUCGCCCUCCGCGCGCUCUCCGGGGCGCACGGCGCUUUUUCGUCGCGGUGGUUUCGCGGGGCUUCUUCGGAGCCGGGGAGCGGGCGAAAGGGGAGCCGACGUCGCCGGGGGCGCCUCCGCCAGCAGCAGCAGCAGCUCCUCUCCCGCCGCCUCCCCCUGGCCGGGAGAUGGUGACAUAUGAAGCGCGCUGGAAGGACCAUGGUUGAGCGGAACAGCAAGUUCCUGCUGAUCGUGGCGGGCUCGGUGUGCUUCAUGCUCAUCCUGUACCAGUAUGUGGGGCCGGGGCUGAGCCUGGGCUCGCCGAGCCUCCGCUCCUACCAGGACGAGCUGGACCUCUUCCCCACGCCGGACCCGCACUACGUGAAGAAGUACUACUUCCCCGUGCGCGAGCUGGAGCGCCAGCUCGCCUUCGACAUGAAGGGCGACGACGUGAUCGUCUUCCUGCACAUCCAGAAGACGGGCGGCACCACCUUCGGCCGCCACCUGGUGCAGAACGUGCGCCUCGAGGUGCCCUGCGACUGCCGGCCCGGCCAGAAGAAGUGCACCUGCUACCGGCCCAACCGCAGGGAGACCUGGCUCUUCUCGCGCUUCUCCACCGGCUGGAGCUGCGGGCUGCACGCCGACUGGACCGAGCUCACCAACUGCGUGCCGGGAGUGCUGGACAAGCGGGAGAGCGCCGCCGCCGCCAAAACGCCCAGGAAGUUUUAUUACAUCACUCUGCUGAGAGAUCCUGUAUCCCGUUACCUCAGCGAAUGGAGGCACGUCCAACGAGGAGCCACCUGGAAAACAUCCUUGCACAUGUGUGAUGGCCGGACGCCAACCCCCGAAGAGCUGCCAUCAUGCUAUGAAGGCACAGACUGGUCAGGCUGUACUCUUCAGGAAUUCAUGGAUUGCCCAUAUAACUUAGCCAACAAUCGCCAAGUGAGGAUGUUGGCUGACCUGAGCUUGGUGGGUUGCUAUAAUAUGUCCUUCAUACCAGAAAACAAGCGAGCACAGAUACUGCUGGAGAGCGCUAAGAAGAAUCUCAGAGACAUGGCCUUUUUUGGCUUGACAGAGUUCCAGAGGAAAACACAGUACUUGUUUGAGAGAACUUUCAAUCUGAAAUUCAUCAGGCCGUUCAUGCAGUACAACAGCACAAGGGCAGGUGGAGUAGAGGUAGACAACAACACCAUAAGGAGGAUCGAAGAACUUAAUGACUUGGACAUGCAGCUGUACGACUAUGCAAAAGACCUCUUCCAACAGCGAUACCAGUACAAGCGGCAGCUGGAGAGGAUGGAGCAGAGGAUAAAGAAUCGGGAAGAGCGGCUUCUUCACCGGUCUAAUGAGGCACUUCCCAAGGAAGAGACGGAAGAGCAAGGGCGCUUGCCUACUGAGGACUACAUGAGCCAUAUUAUAGAGAAGUGGUAGCCUUGACGGAAUUUUAUACUGAGAACAGGAUUUUAGGGUUUCCAUAAUAAAAGAACAUGGAAUUAAAAACAGCAACUCUUAUUUAAACAAAAAAACAAAAAAAUGGUCUGUAAAACAGAAGGUAGAAUGCUUCUAUAAACAAAGGGUCUUUUUACUGUUUCUUAUAAGACCAAUGGGGUUCUUAAUAAAAUAAAACAAAACAAAAAAAUAUUAAGGAAUCAAUCCUAGAGAGCUCAGAGUUUAAAAUGCACAAGCGUAGGUCCCCCAGCUCUGACGCCAAAUACAGUGUAAUGUUUCAUAUCCUCCUAGAUGCAAAUCUAGAGGUCACGGAUAGUAGCUUUGUAACCACUGUUCUCCCUUGGCAAGAGUAAUUUGAUCCUCAGAAAUGUCAAAUGUUUUUCUCCCUUGCUCAAGCAAGGUUUUCAGUUGCGAAAGUCAUAAUAAAUGGCAGCAAAUUUGCCAGACGGUGA
Molecule: messenger RNA, 2419 nt
Organism: Podarcis muralis (Common wall lizard)
Lineage: Eukaryota; Metazoa; Chordata; Lepidosauria; Squamata; Lacertidae
Gene: HS6ST1
Product: heparan sulfate 6-O-sulfotransferase 1
Cellular component (GO): membrane
Molecular function (GO): heparan sulfate 6-sulfotransferase activity
Source: RefSeq, a predicted model, not a curated record